AUGAACCACGAUCCUUAUGUAUGGGGACGUCCCGAUGACGCCGUUUACGGGGCCUAUAACCAUGCAAUUGCCAAUGCCAGCAGCCAUGGCAACGUACAGGAAGAAACCAGCUUUCCCAAGAUGAAUAGUCAGCAACCAAUCAUUACUGGAACUUCGGUGAAUUCGAUCAAAUUUAAAGACGGAGUAAUUGUUGCUGCCGACAACAUGGGAUCAUAUGGAUCCUUGCUUAGGUUCAACAAUAUCGAAAGAAUCUUCAAAGUUGGUAAAGAAACCGUCGUGGGAGUCUCAGGAGACAUCUCAGAUUUCCAACAGAUUCAAAGAUUGUUGGACGAAUUGGAGAUUACCGAAGAAAUAUAUGACAACGAUGGAGGACACAACUUACGGGCACCCAAUGUCCAUGAAUACUUGACAAGAGUGUUGUACAAUAGGAGAUCGAAAAUGGAUCCUUUAUGGAAUGCCGUUGUAGUGGCUGGUUUCAAUGAUGACAAAACUCCUUUUUUGAGGUAUGUGGAUUUGUUAGGCGUCACCUACGGGCUGUCGGCUAUAUGUACCGGAUUUGGAGCCCACUUGGCUAUUCCGCUUUUGCGUCAAUUGGUUCCUGAUGACAAGGAUUACCAAAAUGUGACAGAAGAACAAGCAAGAGAAGCCAUUAUCAAUUGCAUGAAGGUUUUAUUCUACAGAGAUGCGCGUUCCAGCGACAAGUUUACGUUGGUGACUUUAAAGCAGGGCCAGCCCCCUAAAUUUGAAAAGGACUUGCGUUGCGAGAACCAAAACUGGAGGUUUGCCAAGGAUCUCGUGGGAUACGGCAGCACGCAGUUGUAG
Messenger RNA from Meyerozyma guilliermondii ATCC 6260, 822 nucleotides. Its product is annotated as proteasome core particle subunit beta 7. Gene Ontology annotation, cellular component: proteasome core complex. The transcript has a single exon. Lineage: Eukaryota; Fungi; Ascomycota; Pichiomycetes; Serinales; Debaryomycetaceae. The record is from RefSeq and is a predicted model, not a curated record. Bases 1 to 822 code for a protein of 273 amino acids.